Messenger RNA from Pseudogymnoascus destructans, 1796 nucleotides. RefSeq lists its product as uncharacterized. The record is from RefSeq and is a predicted model, not a curated record. Gene Ontology annotation, biological process: protein N-linked glycosylation. NCBI's taxonomy places the organism in Eukaryota, Fungi, Ascomycota, Leotiomycetes, Thelebolales, Thelebolaceae. Bases 63 to 1259 code for a protein of 398 amino acids. Gene Ontology annotation, cellular component: mannan polymerase complex. Gene Ontology annotation, molecular function: alpha-1,6-mannosyltransferase activity. The transcript has a single exon.
CCCUUCUCCACCUCCACCUCCACCUCCACCACCACCACCACCACCACCAACAACAAAAAACAAUGAUUGAAAAACUCCAAGCCCCCGCCGCCUUCACCGGCCGUCUGCCGCGCCAGAUCCAGCGCGCCCUCCCCGUCUACCUCGCCUGCAUCCUCAUCAUCCUCAUCAUCUCCCACGCCGACUCCCUCGGCGCCCCCCUCCGCGUCGCAAAGCGCGGCUUCUCCCAGCGACCCCUCCUCGCCACCACGUUCCCCCGCAAGAUCUGGCAGACCUGGAAGGUCGACCCGCUCGGCUUCGAGGAGCGCGACUCCUCGUGCGCGCGCACCUGGACCUCCAAGAACCCGGGGUAUCGCUACGAGGUGCUCACAGACAGCAACGACCUUAUGUACGUCGAGUCGCACUACGGGCCAGCUGGGCUCAACCGCCCGGAUAUCCUCGAAACCUACCGCUCUCUGACGGCCAAGAUCAUCAAGGCCGACCUGCUGCGGUACCUGGUCAUGUACGUCGACGGCGGGCUGUACACCGACAUCGACGUUGAGGCGCUCAAACCCAUCGACUCCUUCAUCCCCGACCGCUACGACGAGGGCGACAUCGACAUGGUAAUCGGCGUUGAGAUUGACCAGCCCGAGUUCAAGGACCACCCUAUCCUAGGUCCUAAAUCCCAGUCCUUCUGCCAAUGGACCUUCAUGGCCAAGCCCGGCCUCCCCGUCAUGCUGCGUCUCGUCGACGGCAUCCUCAUCUGGCUCCAGCGUCUCUCCGAGGCGCAGGGCGUGCCAAUCUCACAACUCAAACUCGACUUCGACGAAGUCAUCUCCGGCACCGGGCCCUCCGCUUUUACCUCCGCUAUUCUCGCUGAGAUCUCCGCUGGGGCGGGACACGCGGUGACAUGGGACUCCUUCCACGCCAUGCGCGAGUCGAAACUCAUCGGCGGCACCCUCGUGCUGACGGUCGAGGCCUUCGCAGCAGGGCAGGGCCACUCCGAUUCCGGGAACCACAACGCGCGCACCGCAUUAGUGAAGCACAGGUACCACGCCUCUGGGUGGCCGACCGUGCACCCGCGCUACAGCCACCCGGUGUAUGGGGAGGUGGAGAGGUGCAAUUGGGGGAUCCAGUGUAUCCAGCUGUGGGACGCGAACACGGCGGCGUUUGAGGCGCUUUCGUUGGAGGAGCAGGCGAAGAUGGUGGCCAUUAAGGAGGUGGGGGAUGCGCAGAAGGCGGCGGCGGCAGCGGCGGCGGCGGCGGCGGCUCCGGCGUUGUGAGAGAAGUGUAGGGGGACGUGAGGGAGUGAGAGCGGUGGAAGGAUGGAAGUGAGAGUGAGGAGGGUUGAAGAGAAGAGAAGAGAAGGGAAGAGAGGAGGCAAGCAGGACUGUGCCUGGCUGCCUCGUGAGCGAGCCCUGGGAAACCGUCAUUUCUGUGAGAUGCCAGCUGGCUGUGGCUGUUGCAGUGGGGAUAUUUAGAUGAGAUUGGGAUUGAAUCCUUCAUACGCGGAGUCUUGGGGAUGGCGAAGGGGAAGGGGGAUAGAUGGAUGGUCUGGUCUGGUCUGGUCUGGAUUUGGAUGGAGUAGGCGUCUUGCUUUGUUCACAUAUACGCGGGUUGGUGGGCAUUUUGCGGCAUUGGUGGGGGAGUUUUGUUUUGGAGGGGGUGUUUUGAAGAUAUUGUGGCGGGGGUGAGUGAUUUGGAGAAUAUUUUUGGUGGUGUAUAUAGAUAUCACUGUUGGGCAUAAACACAUUCGUUUAGCGGUUGGGGUAUUAUGAGAUUAGGCAUACAUACCGUCCUGUCGGAAUAGGAUGAGAUUG